Molecule: messenger RNA, 423 nt
Organism: Dinoponera quadriceps
Lineage: Eukaryota; Metazoa; Arthropoda; Insecta; Hymenoptera; Formicidae
Product: fatty acid synthase-like
Exons: 2
Coding region: 1-423 (140 amino acids)
Biological process (GO): fatty acid biosynthetic process
Molecular function (GO): fatty acid synthase activity
Source: RefSeq, a predicted model, not a curated record
AUGGAAAGCAGUAAACGGUACAAUCCAUAUGUGAAAGUCCUUCCAGAGGAGGAAAUUGUGAUCUCUGGUAUUUCAGGACGGUUUCCCAAUACUGAUAAUAUGAAACAACUAGAAGAAAAUGUUUUGAAUAAAAUAUACCUAGGUUCCGAUGAUAGUCGACGAUGGAGUAAUGUUCAUUACGAUAUGCCGAGUCGAUCGGGAUUUAUUAACCAUGAACGGAAGUUCGACGCGCAAUUUUUCAACAUGACACCUUCGGAAGCGCACGCCACUGAUCCUAUGUAUAGGAUGUUGCUUGAACAUACCUACGAAGCGAUUAUUGAUGUCGGUGUAAAUCCUAAAGAAUUAAGAGGAACAAAAACCGGUGUCUUCAUAGGAUCAUGUUACUCUGCGACAAGAAACAUAAUUACCUAUUAUAAGCCUUAA